Molecule: messenger RNA, 1125 nt
Organism: Carcharodon carcharias (great white shark)
Lineage: Eukaryota; Metazoa; Chordata; Chondrichthyes; Lamniformes; Lamnidae
Gene: elk1
Product: ETS transcription factor ELK1
Exons: 5
Coding region: 7-1125 (372 amino acids)
Biological process (GO): cell differentiation; regulation of transcription by RNA polymerase II
Cellular component (GO): nucleus
Molecular function (GO): sequence-specific DNA binding; DNA-binding transcription factor activity, RNA polymerase II-specific
Source: RefSeq, a predicted model, not a curated record
UCAGUGAUGGACCCCUCGGUUACUCUCUGGCAGUUCCUGCUACAGCUUCUGGAGGAGAAACACAGUGAGAACCUCAUCACCUGGACGUCCAAUGUGGGCGAGUUCAAAUUACUAGAUGCCGAGAAAGUCGCUCGACUGUGGGGGCUGCGCAAGAACAAAACCAACAUGAACUAUGACAAACUAAGUCGGGCCUUGAGAUAUUACUACGAUAAGAACAUCAUCAAGAAGGUCAGCGGCCAGAAGUUCGUUUACAAGUUUGUGUCCUAUCCGGAGCUGGGCGGCGUCGACUCGUCCAGGGAGGAAGCCAAGAAGGCGGAGAAGGUUCCAGAAGCCCCACCGACGGCGAGCGAGGGGUCAGCCCGCCCCCACAAGGGGUGGAAAGCGAGCUGGAGGAGCCGGGGAACCCGCAACGAGUACAUGAGAUCUGGGCUGUAUUCCACCUUCACCAUCCAGUCCCUUCGGAACGCCACCAAGAUGGAUGGGGAUGAGGAGGAGGUGGUGGUGCUGCUGGAUCCUUCCCCCGAUGGCCAAGGUCUGGGGCCGCUGGAGGGCGAAGGAGGGGCCGAGGUCGGAGGUCAGAGUUCGCAGGUGCUGGUGAUCCUGGAGCCCUCACCUCCGGACGAGGAGGAGGAGGAGGAGGAGGAGGAGGAGGUCGGGGAUGAGUCGCGACUGACCCCCGGGGAGACUUCGGAGAUGCCGCUGGACAGAGAGAGCGACCAGGCCAAGGCUUUGGCCAACAGGAACCUGCAGAAGGCCAAGAAACCCAAGGCCCUGGAGCUGAGCUCCUCGGGGCAGACAAGCAGCAGGCAGUGCCCGUCCCCGGACAGGUGCAACCCCAGCUCGACAACCAACUUCCUGUCGCCCGUCAGCGCCAACACCACCGCCCCCAGCUCACUGACCCCCACGGUCAUCGCCACACACUCGCUGACCCCAGUCCUUCUCACGCCCAGUGCCCUCCCACCAACCAUCCACUUCUGGAGCACCCUCAGCCCCAUCGCUCCACAGAGUCCAGCCAAACUCUUCCAGUUCCCAGCAGCGGUUGGGACCCAGAUGCAGGUCCCUGUCCCGAGUGUGGAUGGACUGUCCACCCCUGUGGUGCUCUCGCCUGGAAUCCAGAAGCUGUGA